This is a messenger RNA of Fusarium oxysporum Fo47, 1578 nucleotides long. RefSeq names its product major facilitator superfamily domain-containing protein. Bases 1 to 1578 code for a protein of 525 amino acids. Gene Ontology annotation, biological process: transmembrane transport. Gene Ontology annotation, molecular function: transmembrane transporter activity. Lineage: Eukaryota; Fungi; Ascomycota; Sordariomycetes; Hypocreales; Nectriaceae. The transcript is spliced from 3 exons. Gene Ontology annotation, cellular component: membrane. The record is from RefSeq and is a predicted model, not a curated record.
AUGGCGACUCAAACGGAAGCUCUGGUUUUGCCGUCAAUUCCACAGCCGGCGCUCGAGUCCGGAAGCGACACUCAAUCGCCCAGCACCGACAGUGUCUCUCAAUGUUCCGAUAGCGAACAUGUCCGACCUGCCUCGCGCUUCCGGAAGGCGGCUGUGACCUUCCAGCUCUCUGGUGUCAAUUUUGCUUCAAGCGCUGCCAACAGUAUCAUCGUUGUCGGUCUCCCUCGAAUAACAGAAGACCUCAAUUUGCCCCAGUCACUUGCAUUUUGGCCAUCUUCUGUUCCUGGGCUAGCAACAGCAUCUACGCUGCUUCUUGCUGGUGCUGUUGCUGAUGUUUUGGGUCCACGAUCAGUUGACUUGCUUGGAUGUACCGCCAACGGCGCCUUCAUGCUUGCAUGUGCAUUUAUCAAAAAAGGCGAGGAAUUAGUUGUCCUGAGAGCACUGCAAGGUGUUGCCCUGGCUCUGCACUUGUCCAGCUCUGUAUCCCUCGUCACCAAGAUUUUACCUCGAGGUCGGGGACGCAACCUUGCUUUUGCUUGCCUCGGGCUGAGUCAACCGCUCGGCUUCUCAGUUGGCCUUGUUAUUGGAGGUAUUCUGGUUGACACGAUUGGAUGGCGGUCGGCAUGGUAUCUCUAUGGAGGCAUCACUCUACUACUUUCAGUUAUCGGCUUUUGGUCCUUACCUAAACCUGCUCCACUCGGGACUCUUCAGGACAUUGUGCAUAGCUUGAAGACAAAGGUUGACUGGGUCGGUGCUUUGCUCGCCUCAGCCUUUAUGGCCCUGAUUUCGUACUUCCUCGCCAUCAUCAGCACGGAUGUUUACCACAUCAAAGAGCCCGGCACCAUCGUUAUCCUCUGCCUUGGGGUUUUGGCUUUGCCGUUGUUCAUCGGCUGGAUGCAUCGCCAGCACAAUUUAGACCUACCGGUUCUCAUCCCUAACUCGUUUUGGGACAACUCUGCAUUUGUUAGCAUCUGCGCCACCAUUGCCUUAUCCUUUGGAGUAUUGACCUCGCUAGAACUCUUUGCCAGUCUCUUCUUCCAAGAAAUCCAGCAUCUAUCGGCCCUCCAAACCGCGAUCCGCAUUCUCCCAAGCAUGGUGGUUGGGGUGAUUCUCAACUUCUCCACGGGCCUCUUUGUGCAUAAGGUUCCAGCACUCUGGCUCGUCGUCGUAACCUCCCUCCUUUCUGCUGGCUCUCCCUUACUCAUGGCAACCAUCCAGCCGAGCUGGUCUUACUGGGCCAGCGCAUUCUUUGCCCAAUUAUUUAUGCCAUUUUCCGUCGAUGUGCUCUUUACCGUAGGUCUAAUUAUCAUCACCAACAUAUUCCCUGAGGAUAAGCAGUCCGUCGCUGGGGCUGUAUUUAAUACUGCAGCCCAGUUUGGAAACGCCUUUGGCUUGGCCGUUAUGCAAGUCGUUUCUUCGCUAGUGUCCAAAGAUCAUGGUGGGAUAAAGCCUCCUGAGGUUCUCAUGAAGGGAUACCGGGCAAGUUUCUGGACCAUGUUUGCCUUUAUGAUGGCAUGUGUUAUCAUUGCUGGAGCUGGGCUGCGAAAGAUAGGCAAGAUCGGAUUAAAGCAGGAUUAA